Vigna angularis (adzuki bean) is the source of this 1908-nucleotide messenger RNA. RefSeq names its product bifunctional 3-dehydroquinate dehydratase/shikimate dehydrogenase, chloroplastic-like. Gene Ontology annotation, biological process: shikimate metabolic process; chorismate biosynthetic process. NCBI's taxonomy places the organism in Eukaryota, Viridiplantae, Streptophyta, Magnoliopsida, Fabales, Fabaceae. Gene Ontology annotation, molecular function: shikimate 3-dehydrogenase (NADP+) activity; 3-dehydroquinate dehydratase activity. The record is from RefSeq and is a predicted model, not a curated record. Bases 112 to 1713 code for a protein of 533 amino acids. The transcript has 11 exons.
UAGUAGAAAGACUAAACGUGGAACAUUUGUCAUUUUCCUAAAUAAGCACGUUUUCUUUCUUUCUUUUCCUCUGCAGCAUAGCACACUCGUUUAACCUCACUUCCUCGCCAAAUGACUAUCAGCAGCAGGAACAGCGCCCCGUUCCAGUGCGACGCAGGAAUUCGAAAUGAAGGUAGGAGAAACUCAACACUGAUUUGUGGAUCAACGACGGCAGAGACGGUGGAGGAAAUGGUGUUUGAGAUGGUGAAGGCAAAAGAAUUGGGUGCUGACUUAGUAGAGGCUCGGUUGGAUUUAUUGAAGGACUUCCACCUUACUCAACAUCUUCCGUUUCUAAUAAAAAACCGUCCUUUGCCCAUUUUAAUCAGCUAUAGACCAAUAUGGGAAGGAGGAAAGUACGAGGGCGAUGAAACCAAGCGACAAGAAGCUCUACGUCUAGCCAUUGAUUUGGAGUGUGAGUUUGUUGAAGUUGAGUUAAAGGUGGCCCAUGAGUUUUAUAAUGGCAUUGGAUGGAAGAAGGCAGAGAGUGUGAAGAUGGUUGUGUCUUCACACAACUUGAAAAAUACUCCGUCUGUGGAGGAAAUCGGUAACCUUGCUGCUACAAUUCAAGCUUCAGGGGCAGAUAUAGUGAAGAUUACUACAACUGCCUUAGACAUCACAGAUUCUGCACGUCUUCUCCAAGUCCUACUACACUCUCAAGUUCCAAUGAUAGGAAUUGCAGUUGGUGAGAAGGGGAUUUUGUCAAGGGUACUCUGCGCAAAAUUUGGAGGAUUUCUCACGUUUGGUUCAAUUGAGGAUGGUGCUGUAUCAGCUCCUGGGCAACCAACUAUCGAAGACUUGUUGGAUUUGUACAAUUUUAGACACAUUGGGGUUGACACUAAAGUACACGGUGUUAUAGGAAAUCCUAUCAGUCAUAGCAAAAGUCCUCAUCUUUAUAAUGCAGCUUUCAAGUCUAUGGGAUUUGAUGGAGUUUACUUGCCUUUCUUGGUCGAUAAUGUCUCAGAUUUUCUCAGCACUUACUCAUCUCUUGAUUUUGUUGGAUACAGUUACACGAUUCCUCACAAGGUGGAUGGACUUAGAUGUUGUGAUGAAGUCGAUCCUAUUGCUAAGGCAAUAGGAGCUAUUAGCUGCAUGAUUAGGAGGCCGAGUAAUGGAAAACUGAUAGGUUAUAAUAUGGAUUAUCUUGGGGCCAUUGCAGCUAUUGAGGAACGACUACAGGAUUCAAACGGACGAUCCAUGUCUGGUUCACCUUUAUAUGGUAAACUGUUUGUGGUCAUAGGAGCUGGUGGGGCAGGAAAGGCACUAGCUUUCGGUGGAAAACAAAAGGGUGCAAGAAUAGUUGUUGCUAAUCGUACAUAUUCCAAAGCCCAAGAACUAGCCAACAGAGUGGGAGGAAAGGCUAUUACUUUAUCUGAAUUAGAGAACUUCCACCCAGAACAAGGCAUGAUUCUCGCAAAUGCUACUUCUGUUGGAAUGGAACCAUAUAUUCACGAGUCACUCGUACCAAAGGAAGCCUUGAAACACUAUUCCUUGGUAUUUGAUGCCAUUUAUACACCAAAAUUGACAAGACUCCUUCUAGAAGCACGAGAAGUUGGUGCUGCCAUCGUCUAUGGUACAGAAAUGUUCAUCAAUCAAGCAUUCGUGCAGUUUGAAAGGUUCACAAGGUUGCCAGCUCCAAAGCAACUCAUGAGGGAUGUUCUGGCAAGAAAUACCUGAGAAUAAGAUAUAUCAAGAUAAGGUAUAUGGAAAGGACUUGUGAUCUGUUUUUAACCUUCACUCCCUCAAAUGCAUUAAUUUAGAUUCUUUUAUGAGUAUUAGUGCAUUUAAAGUAUUGUCUCUUUUAGAUAUUGUAACUUUUUCAUGAUUUUGUCUUUUAAGAAUGUAUCAAAUAAAGGUGAUGAUAUAUUUCAA